GCAUGUAGACCGAGGAGCUCCAGAUCAGCGCUGCUGAGCUCAGAUGAUGCUGAUGCUGCUGAUGCUGAUGCUGCCCUGCCCUGCGUGAGCUCUCCUGCUGAGUCAUGGCUUGUGCUGGUCCAUUACUGAAGUACACACACCACGAGACAGACUAUAUGUCGAGGACCUACACGUGAGGCAUUACAGCAUGAAAUAGCCGCUCAUAGUGGGCUGUUUAUAUAAGGAGAGGACGCAGACGUGUAGGAGUGGCUGUCCUACAUCGCAAUGAUUGCUGCGGCUUUUUUGGUCUUAUUAAGACCCUUGAGUAUCCAGUGUGUAUUAUUGCUAUUAUUGCUUUUGGUAGGAACUGUCGCAGCGAUCGUGUUUCUCAGCUGCUGGCAUCGCAAGCUCCGUGAUGAGAAAAUUCCCAUAAAAUCGGUUCUCACGAGGCGCUCGAGGAGCCGAGCUGGUUUCCGGCCGCAUCAUUUUCGCUCUGAGGUUUGUCGUCACAGUCCACGUCAUGCGAGGAGAAGCGCACGCGCGCGCGUUCCUGAAGAGCAGCCGCUGAUCGAGAGCGAGCCGGACUCGAGCCUGAGGAAGCGCAGAGUGAAGAAGAGAGUCCAGCCAGACUUCUAUCAGUCCGUGCAGCUCACGCCAACACGCAAACCGAGCUCCGGGUCUGGGAACGCGUCCCUGCGCUGCUCUAUGUCUUCAUCGGCAGAUUUCUCCGAUGAUGAAGAGUACAGUGUGAAAUCUGGGUCGGGGUCGCCAGCACCGGGGGACACGUUACCGUGGAAUCUACCCAGACACGAGCGCUCGAAGCGGAAGAUCCAGGGAGGAUCCGUGCUCGAUCCCGCCGAGAGAGCGGUGCUCAGGAUCGCAGAUGAAAGAGACCGAGUCCAGAAAAAGACCUUUACAAAAUGGAUAAAUCAGCACCUCUUAAAGGUCCGAAAGCAUGUGAACGACCUGUAUGAGGAUUUGCGAGAUGGACAUAACCUUAUUUCCCUUCUGGAGGUGUUGUCUGGUGAGACACUGCCGCGAGAGAAGGGCCGCAUGCGCUUCCACAGACUCCAGAAUGUACAGAUCGCCCUGGACUACUUAAAAAGACGGCAGGUGAAGCUGGUGAACAUCAGGAACGACGACAUAACGGACGGGAACCCAAAACUGACACUGGGAUUAAUAUGGACCAUAAUUCUGCACUUUCAGAUCUCGGACAUCCAUGUGACAGGAGAGUCCGAGGACAUGACAGCCAAGGAGAGACUUCUGCUGUGGUCCAAGCAGAUGACCGAAGGCUAUGUAGGUGUCCGCUGUGACAACUUCACUACCUCGUGGAGGGAUGGACGACUGUUCAAUGCUAUUAUUCAUAAGUACAGGCCCGACCUGGUUGAUAUGAGCAAAGUAUCGACACAAAGUAGCAGAUCCAACUUAGAGCAAGCGUUUGGUGUGGCCGAGCAGCUUGGUGUGGCCCGACUGCUGGACCCAGAGGAUGUGGAUGUGUCAUCUCCGGACGAGAAGUCUGUCAUUACAUAUGUAUCAACAUUAUACGAUGUCUUCCCGAAAGUACCGGAGGGUAUGGAGGGCAUCAGUGCAAUUGAUGUGGACGUUAAAUGGGUGGAAUACCAGAACAUGGUGAAGUACCUCAGCCAGUGGAUCAAACACAAUGUGACUGUUAUGGCAGACAGAAAUUUCCCCAGCAAUCCUGUGGAACUUAAGGCACUUUAUACACAGUAUCUACAGUUUAAAGAGAACGAAAUACCACCAAAAGAAAACGAAAAGGCCAAAAUCAAGCAUCUCUACAAAAUGCUAGAGGUGUGGAUAGAGUUCGGUCGCAUCCAGCUCCCUCAAGGGUACCAUCCUAAUGAUGUGGAGAAGGAAUGGGGCAAGCUGAUCGUGGCCAUGCUGGAGAGAGAGAAGAGCCUGAGGCCUGAAGUGGACAGGCUUGAAAUGCUACAGCAGAUUGCAAACAGAGUUCAGCGAGACUGCGUAGCCGGAGAGGACAAACUAGCGUUAGCGCGGACGGCUCUGCAGUCGGAUGCCAAGCGGCUGGAAUCAGGAAUCCAGUUUCAGAAUGAAGCAGAGAUCGCUGGAUACCUUCUGGAGUGUGAGAACUUACUGAGGCAGCAAGUGGUGGACAUCCAGCUUCUACUGGACGGGAAGUUCUACCUCGCUGACCAGCUCGUUCAAAGGGUGUCUAAGCUCCGAGACGAUCUCCUGGCUUUGAGGACAGAGUGUUCAGCCGUCUACAGCAAAGGACGCACGCUGACCUCAGAACAGACCAAGAUGAUGAUCUCUGGCAUCACGCAGAGUUUGAACUCAAACUUUUCCCAAAACUUCAGUGCUGGACUGUCUCCUGCGCUCAGUCACGGAGGCCUGGUCACAUCGGGCGGCAGCCCUGCCAUGAGCCCGGCCAUGACCCCCAGCAUGACCCCUGCCGCGGUCCAGACUUACCUCAGCGGCCGAGGAGGAGGAGGCAUGGAGCCCGCUGGCCUUCAGCAGCUCAAACACAUGCAGAUCCCCAAGCCCAUGCUCAAAUCCUCCUUCCUGGACCCCAGCUUGAGCGAGGAUGAGGUUCAUAUGAAGUUUGUGCAGGAUCUGCUUAGCUGGGUUGAGGAAAUGCAGGUUCAGCUUGAUCAAGCAGAAUGGGGCUCUGAUCUACCGAGCGUUGAAUCAAAUUUAGGGAAUCAUAAAGAUUUUCACAAAGCCAUCGAAGAAUUCCAGAUGAGCAUCAAAGAAGCCAAAAUGAGUGAGAUCCAGAUGACCCAGCCGCUGAAGCAGAGUUACUCUGAGAAGCUGAAGACGUUAGAAAGCCAGUACAGGAGGCUGCUGAAAUGCUCCGGUGAGAGGCAGAAGCACCUGGACAGUCUGUAUGAUUUUGUGUCCCGUGCCACUCAGGAGCUGAUCUGGCUCAAUGAGAAGGAGGAAGAGGAAGUGGCUUUCGACUGGAGUGAGAGGAACAGUAACGUUUCAAGGAAGAGGGAUUAUCACGCAGAUCUCAUGAGAGAACUGGAUGACAAAGAGGAGGUGAUCAAGUCAGUACAAGAGAAGGCAGAGAGCCUCCUUCUGGAGAACCAUCCUGCCAGACUGACCAUCGAGGCGUACAGAGCAGCCAUGCAGACUCAGUGGAGCUGGAUCCUGCAGCUCUGUCACUGUGUGGAGCAACAUCUGAAGGAGAACGCCGUCUACUUUGACUUUUUCAGCGAAGCCAAAGAGUCAUUGGAUUACCUUAAGAGCCUCCAAGAUGCCAUCCACAGGAAGUACAGCUGCGACCGAAGCAGCAGUUUACAUCGGCUGGAGGAUCUCAUUCAAGAGUCCAUGGAUGAGAAAGAACAGCUCCUGAAAUACAGCAGCACAGUGGGUGGGUUAGUGGGCCGCGCAAAGUCUGUUGUUCAGCUCAAAGCCCGUAACCCAGAGAACCCCAUCAGGACCUCCAUACCCGUCAAAGCCAUCUGUGACUACCGCCAGAUAGAGAUCACCAUCAGCAAAGAAGAUGAGUGUGUUCUAGUGAGCAAUUCUCACAGGGCAAAGUGGAAAGUGAUCAGUCCAUCUGGAAAUGAGGCCAUGGUGCCUUCAGUCUGCUUCAGUGUACCUCCACCCAACAAGGAGGCCACGGAAAUGGCAAGCAGGAUGGAGCAGCUGUAUCAGAAUGUUCUGGCUCUGUGGCACCACUCUCACGUUAACAUGAAGAGCGUCGUGUCCUGGCACUAUCUGAUGACUGACAUCCGCACCAUCCGCAAAAGCACUGUUGCCUCGAUCAAGACGCUCUUGCCGGGUGAUCACGAGCAGGUGCUGAGCAGCCUGCAGUCCCACUUUGAGGACUUCCUGAGGGACAGCGAUGAAUCAGAGGUUUUUACGGUGGCUGAUUGUGCCCAGCUGGAAAAGGAGGUUCUGGCUUGUAAGGAGUACUAUGAGGAACUCCUCAAAUCUGCAGAGAGAGAAGAACACGAGGAGUCCGUGUAUAACCUCUUCAUAUCUGAGGUGCGUAACUUCCGCAUGCGAGUGGAGGGUCACGAGGAACAGCUGAUCCGGAAAAUCCGUACCCCGCUAGACAGAGACGACCUGCAGGAGUGUGUGCUGCGCAUCAAUGAACAGGAGAAGAAGAAGGUAGAGCUGGAUAGGUUGAAGGAUGACCUGGAGAGCCUGAGAGAGAAGUGUGACGUCUUCCUCAGGCAAGCAGCUGCCUCUCCAUCCGUCCCUACGCUUUCCUCUGAGCUGAACAUCCUCACUCAGAGCACGAACCAGGUCUACUCCAUGUGCUGCAUCUACCUGGAGAAGCUGAAGACAGUGAGUUUGGUGGUGAAGCACAGUCAGAGUGCAGAAGCUCUGGUCAAACUUUAUGAAGCUAAGUUGUGCGAGGAGGACACGAUCAAUGCUAAUAUCAAAUCUAUCGAUGACGUCAUGAGCACUCUUAAGCAAUGGAGGUCUGAAAUCGAUGAAAGGCGAGAGGUAUUCCAUGACUUGGAGGACGAGCUGCAGAAGGCACGUGUGGUCAGUGAGCGCAUGUUCAAAACGCACAACGAAAGAGACUUUGAUUUGGACUGGCACAAGGAGAAGGCCGACCAGCUCAAAGAACGAUGGCAAAACAUCUACUCUCAGAUUGAAAACAGGCUCCGAGACCUGGAAGGCAUCAGCAAAUCACUUAAGUAUUACAAAGACACAUACAACAGUCUUGAUGAAUGGAGCAAAGAAAUGGAGGCCAAGCAGCUCAAGGCCCAAGAGAAUCAGCCCGAGGACAGCAAGGCAUUGGCCGAGUUCCUUAACCAGCAGAAAGUUUUGGUCACAGAAAUUGAACAAAAACAAAGCAAAAUUGAGGAGUGCCAGAAGUAUUCAGAGCAGUAUGCAGUUGGAGUGAAAGACUAUGAACUGCAGUUGAUGACUUACAGAGCCAUGGUUGACUCUCAGCAUAAGUCUCCAAUGAAGAGAAGGAAGAUGCAGAGUUCCUCUGAUGUCAUCCAGCAAGAGUUUAUGGACCUUCGUACACGCUACACAGCCCUGGUUACUCUGAUGACACAGUAUGUGAAGUUUGCAGGUGAAACACUAAAGAGGGCAGAAGAGGAUGAGAGGAGGAAGUCAUUGGAAAAUGCGGAGUACUUGAGCUGGACUGAGAGCAUGGAGCUGCAGAAAUCUGAAAGUGAAGAGGAGAUCGGCAGGCUUAGGCGUCAGAGAUCUGUUGAGGAUGAGAAGAAAGAGCAUGGUGAUAAGGUUAACAAGUUGUUAAAUUGGAUGAAAACGAAUCCAAACAAAGAUGGAAAGGCUCAAAGUGAUGGCAAAUCCAGCACUGAGGGCACUAAUAAGCCCCAGAUGACACUGGAGGAGAUGGUGACAAAAAAGGAACAAAUUGGCGAAGCAUUGAGAACUACCCAGCUGAUGCUAACCAAACACAGUGACAAAAUGACUGAAGAAGAAAAGCAAGAAACAAAAGACCAGCUGAAUUCUCUUCAUCAGGCCUACAGCGAGCUCUCUCAGCAGUGUGCAGAUACAGCUUCCUCAGCUUCCUCGGCCGAUCAGGCACUGCAGGUCAUACAAGGGAUUCUGGAUGUUGAAAGUGGAGCUGUCAUGUCUGUGUGUUACUCUGUGAACAAUGGCUUCAUCGACCAGAACACAGGACUUGCUCUUCUAGAGGCACAGCUUUUAACCACUGGACUCAUUUGGCCUGAACAGCACUUGCAUAUGGAAUUAGAGGAAGCAUUCAAGCACAAACUUGUGGAUGAUGCAAUGUGCAAGCAACUGCAAGAGUUGAGUGAAGCUAAAAAAUUUCUUCAGGAUCUUCAGUUUGCUUUAGAACCCUUGCCGGUUAUGGCAGCGCUGGAAAAGGGGGCUAUAUCUGAGCAAACAGCUAUAAAGAUCAUUGAAAUCCAGCUAGCGACUGGAGGGUUAAGACUGUCAUACACUGAUGAUAUUUUACAUCUGGAAGCAGCUUUUCAACUUGGUCUGAUACCUCAGUCCCUCUUUAUCCAGAUAUUGGAGAGAAAGGACACAUGGAAGAGCUUAAUUGACCCCAACACUGCAGAAAAAGUCACACUUAGUCAGCUUGUGCAGAGAAGCAUGAUACACGAGCCAACAGGACUUCGCCUGCUUCCAGUGAAAUGUGGAAAAGAUGGAACUAUAUCUCUGACAUCUGGAAGGGAGAUCACCAUUAUGAAAGCCAUGCACGAGGGCGUCAUUGAUAGAGAGACCAUGUUUCGGUUGCUGAGCAACCAGUUGUUUGCAGGAGGCAUAGCUGACCCCCAAACUGGCCGAAAGCUAACUGUUGAGGAGGCCUUAUCCGAGGGUCUGAUCGAUCAGGACACUGCGAGUGAGAUACUGAGCCAUCAGGCCCAAAAUGGUGGCAUUGUUAAUCCUUGCAGCGGGGCGAGACUUACAGUUGAUGAGGCCGUCCAGUGUGACUUAAUAAGCUCCAGCAGUGCGUUGUUAGUUCUGGAGAGACAGAAGGCCUUCAUGGGUCUCCUUUGGCCUAACGCUGGUGAAAUUCUCUCUUUCUCCACCUCUCUUCAGCAAAACAUAAUCACAGACAAACUAGCGUCAGAGCUGCUGCAUAACCGGCACAAAAUAACAGCCUUGUACAUACCUGAAACCUCUGAGGUAGUUGACAUUGAUUCUGCUGGGGAGGACAACUUAAUUGAGACAUUUACAAAAGAGUUGUUGAAGACGAUAGAAAUCCCAGAUGUGUUCCCUGAUAUACAUGAACUGAAUAACAGGUUUUCAUCCUGGCUGGUAAUGAAGGAGCUUCAAAUCGAUGGAUCUUGUUCAUCCAGUGAAGAAAUCAGUGAUGAAAACACCUCAGAUGCACCAUCUCCCUCUGAGGCCAAACAGUUAUUUAUUUCCUACCUCAUAAUGAAUAGCUAUAUGGAUCCAGAGUCAGGCCAAAGACUGUUGAUCUUUGAUUGGCAAUUAAAUAAAAUGGCUAAAUUACUCUUUGAAACAUCUGAACAUGUUGAUGAGAUUAGCAGGCUUUAUAUGAAUGUUUCAGAGUCUCUACUAAAUCCUGACGAUGACAACGCUUGUAUGAAUUCUGAUGAUGGUGCUUUGGGAGAAUUGCAAAUAUGUGAACCUUUGGAAAGCACAACAGAAGAAGAGCAUGAAGUUGUGAAUUCAAAUGCAUUACAGAAUUGCCUAAAACCUACUCUACCCUCUGAAUCUGUUGUAAAUGCUGUAGAAACAGAUCAUAAAUGUGAUAUUUUCCUAGACAGUGUUGAACAGAUGACUGUAAUUGAAACUAACAAUCUGCCUAAGAAUUCUACAUGCUCAAACAUAGACAAGUGCCAGUCAGAAAUAAGUGACCUAGCUUCCCCUCAGUCAUCGGAUGCAAUGCAGUUACCACAAAAAGCCUUUUCUGUAGCAGCCACUGCCUCUAUGGUAGCAAACCCUGAAUGUCAUGAUGCCAGUAAAGACCAGGAAAUAUAUUCAAAACACUCACCACUACAGUCCCGUGAUACAACCAGCUAUACAGAAAUGCCCUCUGAAUUUCCACAUACAGAAGUUGUGUGGGAUGACAGACUUGAGAGAGAUUAUGCCAUCCAUCUUCUUAGGGCACAAGUGGAGGAAGGUGGGGUUUUAGAUGUUACCUCUGGAAACCAUCUCGAUAAAGGCCUUAUUGACGAAGAGACUCUCUUAGAAGAGCUUCAAGAAGAUGGUUUGAAAGAGAGCGAAAAUGCUGCUUUGUCAGCUCUGAACACUUCUGUUAGUAAAGGUUGCAUCUCAAGUAAAGUAGCACUAAAGAUCAUGGAAAAGCAGAACCUUUUUGGUGGUCUCUAUGAUUCAGCAGUUGGAAGUACCAUUAGCGUUUGUGACGCUUUAGAGACGGGUCUGAUUACUGAUGAUACCAGCAGAAGCAUUCUCUCUUCAGAGGCAAUCAGGAAGGCCAUCAUUGAUCCAGAGGGAAAGUGUGUGCUCAGUGUAUAUGAUGCCCACCAGUCUGGGAUGUUGAGUGAUGAAGAGGCUGAGAGAAUGCUACAUUCACAGCAGAAUGAAAGGGAAGAAGACAUCAUGGUGCCUGAUUUAGCAAAAAAAGAGCAAAUAAGCUUGAGAUCAGAUGAAGCCACACGGGUAUCUACCCACAAAGCAUGUAGUCAGGAUCUUCUGUUACCCACCAUUUGUGGCAUGCCGUCUAAAGUAAUUUCAGCAAAAGACGAUAUGUUUGAUAAAGUUUCUGAGACUGGAAUAGGGGAGGAUUGUGAUGUACAAUGUGGUUAUUUCAAGACUAUGGAUCCUAUAAAUGAGAUAGACACAACAGAUGACAGAAAAGGAAGUUUCACUUUGGAAGGGAAUGAGAUUAAAAGGCCAAAUAAUGGCGUAGACACUUUUCUUGUUGAUGUUUCUUGUGAAACUGUAAGUCCUUCACCAUGUAUCAGGCAGAUGGCAUAUCUUGAGACUAUAGCGAGUCAGGUUAUUAGCCCUGUACAGAGUGACUCUGGAAUAUCAUGUUCCUCUCCAAGUGAAAGGAAAUCAGAGCGUGUACUUAAUCCUGAACAUGAAGUCAACAGGUCCAAAGUGGAAUCUGAAACAACAAAUGCUUUUUUUGACAACGGCCUCUCUGAGAGCUUGAGUACUUUGCUACCAAUGGUGGAGGAUGUUGGAAUAGUUACAACACUUGCAGAAGCUCAGUCCACCACAUCUUUAUGUUGUGCAAGUGCCAAGUCACCAGUGGAGACUGCAGCAGAGCUGGAUUUAAGUACUGAUGAUCAGUCCACAUUAGCUCAGAAUAUAUCAAAUGAGAAUAAAGUUGAAUAUGCCAAAAAUGUAAGUGAGGACCUAGAUCAUGAGCAUUCUGAUGAGGAUUCAGGUGCGUUUAGUUCAGAGAAUAGAGCACUAGAGAUUGUUAAGUAUGAGGACAUGUCAGAAAUUUUCAGAAAUGCACCAAAAACAAAACAUGAGCCCAUAGUGGUCUGUACAGAAAGCAUUAUUGACUGUAAGGUAUUAGAGAAUGAUGAGAUUGAAGACUCUGUGGGUUUCAAAGGAUCCGAGGACACAUGUCAGCUCAGUUUGAUAGAUUUAGCUGGAUUGACAGAAAAUUCCAAGCAGUUGCCACCGGAAAUUCUUACCAAUUCUAGUCAAGUUGAUUCAAGUGGAGGUAAUCAUAACAUACUGAACCCAAAUGAGCAAGGCAUAUUUUGUAAUAAUGUGGCCCCAAAUGCCACUAUAAAAGAUGAGUUAGCCAGGUCAUCUGAAUCAGACCUUACAUGUCACAAUGAUAAACAAGUAAAAGUUGUGGUGGAAAUGCUAGAGUCAUCCUUGGGUCAUUCUUCAGAGGAUAUAUUCGCAAAAUCCAACAAAUUGAAGUCUGCCCACCAAAGUCUUUCCGUUAAAAUGAUGGUUGAUCAGAAUAGCAAACAAAGAGCAGACAUCUCCAACCAGUCUCAAGCUGGAGAUACAGUAGUUGCUGAAGGUGUACACCAGUAUGACCGCCAUUUACCUCAUAUGGCAUUGGCUGAAGAUGAAAGUAUACUGAAGUCAAUGGGAAGCGGUGAUUUAAAGUCUUUUUUAAAUUUGUUAAUCCAAAUGAAGAUGGAUGGAGCAAGUAUGGACGAGACUCAAAAACAAAAAUGCCAAGCCAUCGAUAGCAUUAUUGAAAUGAUUCAGCACCACUCUGCAAUCUCACCGACCAAUCCUCCCAACUCAAAUGAAAGGGGUGAUGACCCAGAUAUCCUCUUGGAUUUGAAAAAACAUGAAGGACAAAGAGAAUCUCAGAACUGGCCAUCUGACGAGAGCAAUGAUGAACCAAAGCAUCAGACUGAUCUGCUGGAGAUGAUUCAGAGGAUCUCCACAAGCAGAGAGCAAGAAAUACUCAAGGAAGUGGAUGGAAAGCUUAGCAGUUUUUUGGAGUGCACUGCUCUGAAAGAUGAAAGCAUGGAAGCUAAAAGCAAUGCUGUUCCAACCACAGAUGAUGCUGUUGCAGAAGAUGCCUUCCAGCCAACCGGCUCUAUCCACCAGGUCUCCAUGGAAGAGGAUCCAAACAUAACGCAAACAGACAGAGUCAAACCGAGAAGAUAUUCCACCCAGAAUUACUCGGAAUGUGUUGGGAGGCUUCAGGAUCAUUGCGCUACUCUUGAAGAUAUGAGAAGUGACUUGCAGAUGAAAGGUCCAUUAGCAGAAGACCUUGAGGGGUUGCAUAGUCAGUUAGAGGAAGUUAAGAUCCAUUUGGAAACCUCACACCAAGAUUUGCUAAGCUGUCUUGAUAAGGUCUCAGCUUGUAUACAAGACAGUUCUGAGAUGGUGUCUAAGCUUGAUAUCAUGGAUGCUGAUAACAUAGAAAGAAUUAGGAACAAGGUUCAGCAAAAUAAGGAUAUAGAGAAAGACUUAUCAGGAACCCGACAGCUCCUUGAAGACACUGCUUUUGAUAUCCAAAGCUUCAUUUCUGAACAUGCUCAGUUCCUGAGUCCGACUCAUAGCAGAUACCUUCUAAGGGCUCUCAGUGCAAGCCAGAGAUCAUACAAAGAGCUCAUGGACAGAGUCUUCACUCAAAGACAAACUCUAGAGGUCCAACUGGAGAUCUGUGAGGAGGAGACUCAGCAGAAGGCGGUUGUGGAGAAGCAGAGGGAGUUUUCAGAAAAGCUUCAGGAGCUGUUUGAUGACCUGACACAGACAGAAAACCGCCUCAUUGGCCACCAGCAGCAGGCUGCCAGCGCAAAGACUGUGGGAGAGCUCCAGCAGUACCAACAAGAGCAUCAGGCUCUACAGAAAGACCUGCAGGCUCAUGCCAGUGCUCUCAAUGAAGUCAUCAGUAGCACAAAGAAGUUUCUGGAGGAGAAUCGUAGCAAACUCACCCCAGAGCAGAUAUCGGCUCUUGAGAACAAACUGGAGGAACUGAAGAGCAAAGUGAACAUGCUUAACCAGAGGGCAGAAGAGUCCAGGAAAGAUCUAGAGAAGGUAGCAGCUGUUGAACAACUUGAAGAGAGCAAAACUAAGAUCGAGGGUCUUCUGGACUGGAUCUCUAACGUUGGGAAAGAGAAGGAAAUGGGUGGAAUACAAAAGGACCAGAUGGUUAAACAGAAUGGAAACAUGCCUGAGAACACAUCAAUGAAGAGAAUAAUUGGAGAAGAAGAUGACCCUAAUGGAAAUGCAUUAGAUACUACAGACAACACAAGUCUGUGUACUGGCGAAAAACAAGACGGGAAAAACCUGGACCUGGACCUGGACCAGCAGUUUAACAGGGUUAAAGCCCACCACCAGGAGAUCUUGUCCCAGCAGCAGGAUCUGAUCAUCGCCACACAGUCGGCACAGGCGUUACUCGACAAACAGGCGCAGGUCCUGUCACCCGCUGAGAAAGACAAGUUACAGAGGGACAUUAGAGAGCUGGAGGGUCGCUACAAGGCUUCUCUCACGCAGGCCGAGCAGCAGAUGAAGCAGGUCCAGACUGUCCAGGAGGAGCUUCAGAAGUUCAAGGGGGACUGUGAGGAGUUUGAGACGUGGCUACAGCAGGCCCAAGGGGAGAUGGGGGAGCUCGGUGCGCCCGCUGCUGCUCUGGACACUCUGAGUAACAAUCUACAGAGACAGAAGAGCUUCUCUGAGGACGUCAUCUCUCAUAAAGGAGACCUGCGCUUCAUAACCAUCUCCGGUCAGAAGGUGCUGGACGCAGCGAAGGCCUGCGACUGGAGUGAAUCUGGGGGAUCUGGCGGUCUGCCAGAGGUUGAUAUGUCCGGGACAUGUGCUGCUGUGAAAGAAAGGCUGGAUUCUGCCGCCAGUCACUACAAAGCCUUGCAUACGCAGUGUAAUCAGCUUGGAAAUAACCUGAAAGACGUGGUGGACAAGUACAAGAAGUAUGAAGACGCCAGUGGUGCUCUGGUGAAGUGGCUGAAUGUCUCUGAGGAAGAGUCCAGAAGACAGCAGUCCGAGCCCAUCGCUGGAGACCCCCAGACCCUACAGAGACAGCUGGAGGAGACCAAGAAUCUUCAAGGGCAAACAUCUUCCCGUCAGGCUGCGGUGGAUUCGCUGAGAAAAACAGCGGAUGCUUUAAUCAGCGCAGAGGGAGACCUGCUGUCCCAUCCAGAAGAGAUUCAGGAGACAGUGGAUGACAUCACAGAGAGAUAUGAGAACCUGUCGAAAUCAGUGAGUGACCGCAACGAGAAGCUGCAGGUGACUCUGACGCGCUCCCUGAGUGUGCAGGACGGCCUGGAUGAGAUGAUGUCCUGGAUGGAGAAGGUGGAAGAGAGCGUGAAGGAGACGCCCAAAGUGCUGCUGGACUCCAGCUCUGUUGCAGAUGCACUUAGCAAGGAGGCAGCCCUGGAGCAGGACAUGUCCAGCAGGCAGAGCAGCAUCUUGGCCAUGAAGGCAAAGGUGAAGAAGUUUGUGGAGGGUGCUGAGCCGGCUGCUGGUGCCCUCCUCCAGACGAAGAUGGAGGGCUUGUCACAGCGGUUUACUGACGCCUCUGAGCGCCACAAGCAGAAGGUGGCUCAGAUGGAGGAGCUCCGAGACAAGGUGGAGCAGUUUGAGAAGACAUCCGAGAAGGUGCAGCAGUUUGUGCUGAAGAGCUCCCAGACUCUGUCAGAGUCAGAGGGGCCAGGGAAGAACAUCACUGAGCUCUCCCAGCUCCUCCAGGACACAAAUGCAGAGUUAGCCGAGCACUCAAAGGACAUGGGAACGCUCCAGAAACUGACCGAGGAGCUCAGCAAGCUGGGUCCAGAAGGAAGCACUGCUCUCCUCCAGAGCAAGAUGCAGAACAUCUCUGACAGCUUCAAUGCUUUUAAAGACACAAUUACUGAGAAGAAAGAGGAGGUUUCGUCCUGUCAGAAGCAGCUGCAGGAGUUCAGAUCUGCCGCAGGGCUGGUAAUGAAAUGGCUGGAGGAGACAAAAGAGCAAGUGCCAGAGCUUCAGCCCAACUGCAGUGAACAGAGCCUGGGAACAGACCUGCAGAGAGUCCACGGCUUAUUGGACGACUGGACCUCCAAAGCUCCUGCAGUCCAGGAUAUAAAUAGCAAAGGAUCUGCUCUGUGUAGCCUAAUCAGUGUUUUGACAUCACCGGCCAAAGCCAAGAUACGUCACAACUCAGGAUCAGCUAUCAAUAAUGGUUCUGGUACAGACAGCCAUUCCUAUCUCACAAACCAAGAGCUGAUGCUGGUACAGCAGAACAUGUCCUACGUUAACAACAGUUAUGAACAUCUGGGGGAACUCCUGAAGGCCAGGUCCUCUGAGCUCGGCGCUUUGUUAAAGAGAGUUCAAGACGUCCAUGAACAAGCUGAGUCUUUACGUCAGUGGAUGGAAGACACAAAGAAAACGGCAACAUCAUUGAGUAACCAUCCUUCUGGGAAAGACACAGUCAAAUCACAGAUAGAGCAACAGAAGGUGUUUGAAGAUAAUAUGAAACAAAAGCAAGUGCAGCUUCAGCAGCUCAGGGAGAAUCUGCUCCGUUUAAUCGAGGAACACCCUGAUUCACCCGAGGCAGAAAAGUGGAAGCACAUGCUGGCACAGAUAGAUGCAGGAUGGGAGGAGGUCAGGGGCACAGUGGAGAUCCGGAAGCAGCACCUGGAGGAGUCGUCCCGCAUGCUGGAGCUCUUCCAGACGACCCAGCCGCAGCUCUCACAGUGGCUGCAGGAGAAGGAGCUGAUGAUGGGCGUCCUGGGACCUCUGUCUGUGGACCCAAACAUGCUCAACACACAAAAGCAGCAAGUCCAGAUUCUCCUCAAGGAGUUCGAGAGCCGCAAGCCUCAGUAUGAGAAGUUAACCGAGGCGGCCACAGCCAUCGCUAGUGCGUCAGAGCAGCAGGAUCCUGCCGCAGAGCAGGUUAAAGAACAGCUGGCAUCUGUUUCCCAGAAAUGGCAGGCCCUGACAGAUCAGCUGUCUCAGAGACAUGCUCUCAUUGAGAAGGCUGUCGGUAAGACCACUCAGUUCCAGGAGCUCUUGCGAAGCCUCAGUAAAAGUGCCACUUGUCUGGAGACUGAACUUAAUAACCAGCAGGCCCUCAGCACCCAACCUGAUGAAGUCAAGAAGCAGAUUGAAGCCACUAAUUCAAUCCUGGCUCAGCUACGAGAGGAGAAGAAGAGGCUGAAGGAGGCAGAAACCGUCUGCUCUGAGCUCUCUGCCAUGGUGACUGAGGAGUAUCUCAGAGCAGACUUGACAAAACAGCUUGAGAGCAUCACUAAACCAUUUAGACAACUUGAGGACAAAGCAGGAAAGCGGAUUGAGCAGCUCAACUCAGCCUUUGCCAGCUCCCAGCAGUUCCAUCAGACAUCGAAGGACUUCCAAGCCUGGCUGAAUCAGACUCUGCAGGAGCAGUGUAUGCCACAGCCCAUCUCUGCUAAUGCAGAGAAGUUAAAACAGAGUCUCAAGGAGAACAGUGCAGCUCAAAAGGCUAUUAGCGAGCAUGAAGAACCUUAUAACACCAUCAUUAAAGAGGGAGAAGCUCUCCUCCAGAGCACGGAGGGGGCAGAGAAGGUGGCCCUUCAGGGACAGCUCUCUGCUCUAAAGUCCAGCUGGCAUGAUGUGAAGAAAGGUAAUGCUGAGAAAGCAGAAAAGUUUCAAGGGGCCUUGGAGAGGGCACUGAAGUACACAGAACACUAUGAGAAGCUUAGCUCAUGGUUGCAAGAGGUUGAAGACAGUGAGAAGAAUGUGAAGCUUAGCGCAAACUCAGUGGAGAUCGAGGGCUCCCUCUCACAGUUGAAGGCCAUCCAGAAAGACGUUGAGAAGCAUAGAGGGCAAGUUGUGAUGAUGAAUGCAGCUGCAGACAGCCUCCUGGAGGUAGUCACCUCAGAUGGGGAUUCGGUUAGGGAGGAGAAGGUAGCUACUGGUAAAAGAGUCGAUAAGCUGACAGAAGAUCUAACGCUUAAAAGAGAAUCAUUAGAAAAUAUCUCACAGAAGCUAAAAGAGUUCAACGACUUACAGAAAGAAGCCAAAGGGCAGCUGGAGGCUGCCAGGAAACAGCUCGAUUCUCACUCAGCUUUGGGUGUCCAGGCCUACAGCAAUAAGAACCUGACCAACAUGAAGGCUCAGCAGAACAGCUUAGAGGCUGUCCACAACCAGGUUGAGCAUCUCAAAAAUGUUGCAAAAAGUCUUGUGGUAGAUGCCUCUGAGGUGGAAGGUGUGACAGACCUUCUUCUUCAGGCAGACAGCUUGGAAAAAGACCACAUGUCAAUUACCAAAAAGGUAGAGGAUGCAUGCUCCACCUUGGAGAACAAACUCCAGGGCAUUGGACAAUUCCAGAACAGCAUUCGUGAAAUGUUUGCGAACUUCACAGACCUGGACGAUGAGUUCGAUGGAAUGGCUCCUGUAGACAGGGAUCUUGACACCUUAUGGGAUCAGCAAAGGACUAUCAAAGACUUUGUUGCUAGACUUCAGGAUCUGAUGACCAACACAGCCAACGGCAGAGACAGGUGCAAAAAGAUGCUGGAGUCAGAGGCCUCUCCAGAUCUCCUGGGUCUGAAGAGAGACUUGGAAACCCUGGGCAAGCAGUGUGGAAAGCUGAUGGACCGAGCCACUGGUAGAAGAGAACAGGUUGAGGAGACCCUCAGUCAUCUUGAGGAGUUCUACAGCAAGGCGCAGGUGUUUAGCCACAAACUGAGCAGUGCCGAAAAACAAGAGGAGUCCCAAGGGUCUGUUGGCUUGGAAACAGAAGUCAUUAACCAACAACUGGAGUCAUUCAAGGUUUUCCACAAGGAUGUCAUUGAGUCGCUGCAGAGCCAAUUGCAGGAACUGAACACACUGGGCCAAGCACUGAUCCAAAAUGCAGCCAAAGGCACCAGCACCAAAAAACUUGAUCAUGAUCUAGAGGAGGUCAACACCAGAUGGAACACCCUCAACAAAAAAGUUGCGGAGCGAUCUGCACAGCUUCAUGAAGCCCUGCUGCAGUGUGGCAGGUUCCAGGAUGCACUGGAGUCCCUUCUCAGCUGGCUCACGGACACCGAGGAGCUGGUGGCCAAUCAGAAGCCUCCAUCAGCAGAAUUCAAAGUGGUGAAAGCACAGAUACAAGAGCAGAAGCUCCUGCAGAGACUGCUGGAUGACCGGAGAGCUACGGUGGAGCUGAUUAAGACGGAGGGACGGAAGGUGACAGACUUAGCUGAUACUGUUGAUAAGGAGAAGAUUGCAAGAGAGAUUGAAUGCCUGGGGCAAAGGUGGGACGCCCUACUUAAGAAAGCUGAGAACAGACAAAAGCAGUUGGAGAAUAUUUUGGUGGUGGCACAGCAAUUCCACGAGACCCUUGUGCCUUUGAUGGAGUGGCUGGCAGCUACUGAAAAAAGACUAGCCAACUCAGAGCCCAUCGGCACCCAGACGACCAAGAUAGAGGAGCAAAUUUCUCGGCAUAAGGCUUUAGAGGAGGAGGUUUUGGGCCGUGGUAAGAUCUUGUACCAGGCCAUGAGUCUGGGCCAGUCUCUACGGGCGGUCAGCUGUGUGGAUGACAAGCAGCUGGUGCAGGCAAAGCUUGACAGCACGCACAGCAGCUACAUCGAGCUGCAGGAGCAUUGCCGGCAGAAGUCCGAGCUAUUGCGGCAGGCUUGUGCUAAUGCCCAGCUCUUUGGGGAGGACGAAGUGGCCCUAAUGACCUGGCUCGAUGAGAUGCACACCAAACUGAGCGAAGUCUCGAUCCAAGACUACACGAUGACUGUGAUCGCAAAACAGCAUGCUGAGCAGCUGGCUCUUCAUGAAGACAUUGAGUUGAGGAAACUAGAUAUUGAACAGGCCAUCCUAAAUGGGUUAGAACUGCUGAAACAGACCACAGGCGAUGAGGUUGUCGUCAUCCAAGGUAAACUAGAUGGAAUAAAGACGAGGUACUCAGAGAUCAACACAAUGAGCAACAAUGUUUCAAAGACUCUGGACAAAGCCCUGUCUCUUGCCACAAAGCUGCAAAACAGCCACGAAGAGCUGAACUCCUGGUUGGAGAAGGUAGAGUCUGAGCUGGCCACGUUUACAGCUCAAGAGCCGGUCGGAGAGCAGCUCACUCACUUACAAGAGAGGCAGAGAACCCUGAUGAAGGAGGUUAAGGGUCAGAAGCCACUGGUGGACUCUCUGAAUGAAGUAAGCAGCGCUCUGCUGGAACUCGUCCCAUGGCGAGCAAGAGAAGGCUUGGACAGGAUGGUCACAGAUGACAACGAGCGCUACAGAACGGCUAGCGAUGCUAUUACACAGCAUGUAGACCAGACCGGAGCUGCCAUCUUAAAAUCCCAGCAGUUUGAGCAGGCUGCCACCGCUGAGCUUGACUGGCUGACGGAGGCAGAAAGGAAGUUGUUAUGCCUUGGGGACGUCAGACUUGAGCCGGAGCAGACCACAGCUCAGUUACAGGCUCAGAAGAGCUUCUCCAUGGACAUUAUGAGACAUAAAGAUGCUGUGGAUGAGAUUGUGAAGACCAGCGAGGUCAUUAUGAACAGUAAAGAUGAGGCAGAGAAGCAGGCGCUGAGGAUGAAGCUCCAGACACUGUCAGAGAAAUACAGCGUGGUCAGCCAGCUGAAUUCAGAGCGCUGUCUGCAGCUGGAGAGAGCUCAUUCUCUGGUCUGUCAGUUCUGGGAAACACACGAUGAACUCUGGCCAUGGCUGCAGGAGACGAGGACUGCCUUCACUCAGCUGUCCCUGCCGACUAUUGAGUACGAAGCACUUCGACAGCAACAAGAGGAGCUGAGGCAAAUGAGGGAGCUGAUAGCAGAGCACAAGCCACACAUUGACAAGAUGAAUAAAACUGGACCUCAGCUGGUGGAGUUGAGUCCCAGUGAAGGGCUGCCAAUCAGAGAGAAAUACGAGGCUGCGGAAAAACUGUACAGCCAGCUGAAAGUGGACGUCAAGCAUAGAGCAGCUGCCUUGGAUGAGGCCAUCUCCAAAUCCACUCAGUUCCAUGAUAAGAUAGACCCAAUGCUGGAGUCUCUGGAGCGCAUCGCCGAACGCCUGCGUCAGCCUCCAUCCAUCUCAGUCGAGGUGGAGAAGAUCCGAGAGCAGAUAUCGGAGAACAAAGCCGUGAAUGUAGACCUGGAGAAACUUCAGCCAUCGUAUGAGACCCUCAAGCAGCGAGGAGAGGAGAUGAUCGCUCGCUCCGAAGGAGCAGACAAGGACCUUUCGGCCAAAGCUGUUCAAGAUAAGCUGGACCAGAUGGUGUUUCUGUGGAAUGACAUCCAAGCUCUUCUGGAGGAAAGAGAGGCCAAGCUCCUGGAUGUCAUGGACUUAGCCGAGAAGUUCUGGUGUGAUCACUGCGCUCUGAUCGUCACCAUCAAAGACACACACGACCUGCUGAAAGAGCUGGAGGAGCCUGGAGUCGAUCCUUCAGUGGUCAAGCAGCAGCAAGAGUCUGUGGAGGGCUUUAGAGAAGAGAUUGACGGACUGCAGGAGGAACUGAAUGUGGUCCAGAAUCUGGGGGCGGAGCUUAUGACAGCAUGCGGAGAACCUGAUAAACCAGUGAUCAAGAAAAGUAUAGAUGAGGUGAACUCAGCUUGGGAAACCCUGAACAAGGCAUGGAAAGAGAGAGUGGAGAGUCUAGAGGAAGCCAUGCAAGCUGCGGUGCAGUUCCAGGACAGUCUCCAGAACAUGUUUGACUCGGUGGAUAUUAUGGAAGGCAAACUGGAUUUGAUGUCGCCCGUGGGCACGGACCUGGAGACUGUGAAACAGCAGAUCGAGGAGCUGAAGGAGUUCAAAGGUGGUGCGUACCAGCUGCAGAUCGAGAUGGAAAGGCUGAACCAUCACGCCGGGCUCCUGCUGAAGAAGGUGCUCGAGGAAGACGACCGCACUUCCAUCCUGGAGCCAAUGAAUGAGCUGAAGAUGCUCUGGGACAACCUGGAUAAAAAGAUCAUCAACAGACAGCACAAGCUGGAGGGAGCGCUGCUGGCUCUAGGGCAGUUCCAGCAUGCUUUAGAUGAACUUCUGGCUUGGCUCACUCACACUGAAGAGCUGCUUAAUGAACAGAGGAAGGCCUGCGGUGACCCCAAAGCCAUCGAGAUCGAGCUCGCAAAGCACCACGUGUUGCAGAACGAUGUGCUGGCCCACAAGACCACGGUGGAGGCGGUGAACAAGGCCGGCAGUGACCUCAUUGAUUCCAGCGCUGGAGAGGAGGCACGAGGUCUGCAGAACAAGCUGGAGAACCUCAACCAGCGCUGGAGGACUAUCCUGGAGAAGACUGAGCAGAGAAGACAGCUUCUGGACAGUGCUCUGCUGCAGGCUCAAGGUUUCCAUGGUGAGAUUGAAGACAUGCAGCAGUGGCUGAAAGACACGGAGCGUCAGCUGUUAGCAUCAAAGGCCCUCGGAGGCUUACCAGACACGGCCCGAGAGCAGCUUAACACCCAUCUGGAGCUCUGCAGUACACUGGAAGCAAAGGAGGAAAUAUAUAAGCAGCUUCUUGACCGAGGGCAGCAGAUUUUGACCUUGACCCCUGAAGGUCAAGACAGCACCACUGAGCUGGACCUACACAACCUGCAGGAGAAGUGGGAAUGUGUUCAAGCCAAAGUGACAGAGAGGAAGGUGAAAUUGGAGGAGGCUCUGGUGAUGGCCACAGACUUCCAUAACUCACUACAAGAUUUCAUUAACUGGCUGACGCAGGCUGAACAGACCCUCGCUACAGCCUCGCCUGCCUCCCUUAUCCUGGAGACCGUCAUGUUCCAGAUAGAUGAGCAUAAGGUGUUUGUGACUGAGGUGAACUCCCAUCGGGAUCAGAUCAUCGAGCUGGAUAAGACAGGAACACACCUCAAGUACUUCAGUCAGAAACAGGACGUGGUGUUGAUCAAGAACCUCCUGCUGAGCGUUCAAGGCCGCUGGGAGAAGGUUGUGCAGAGGUCAGUGGAGAGAGGACGGCUGCUGGACGAUGCCAGGAAACGUGCCAAACAGUUCCAUGAGUCCUGGAACAAACUGAUGGAGUGGCUGGAGGAGUCCGAGAGAGCGCUGGACUCUGAGCUGGAGAUCGCUAAUGAUCCGGACAAGAUCAAGACACAGUUAACCCAGCACAAGGAGUUCCAGAAAACUCUGGGCAGCAAGCAUUCGGUGUAUGACACCACCAGCCGCACGGGCCGAGCUUUGAAGGACAAGACCUCCUUGCAAGAUGACAUCCAGAAGCUGGACGACAUGCUCAGUGAGCUCAGGGACAAAUGGGACACAGUCUGCGGGAAAUCUGUGGAGAGGCAGAAUAAGCUGGAGGAGGCUCUGCUGUUCUCAGGUCAGUUCACAGAUGCAUUGCAGGCUCUCAUCGACUGGCUUUAUAAAGUGGAACCACAGCUUGCUGAAGAUCAGCCCGUGCAUGGAGACAUAGACCUCGUCCUGAACCUCAUCGACAGCCAUAAGGUGUUCCAGAAAGAGUUGGGCAAAAGGACUGGCAGCGUGCAGGCUUUGAAGCGCUCGGCCCGUGAGCUUAUUGAGAACAGCCACGAUGACUCGUCCUGGGUCAAAGUUCAGAUGCAAGAGCUGAGCACUCGCUGGGAGACGGUGUGCAGCCUCUCUGUGUCCAAACAGACACGGCUCGAGCAGGCACUGUGUCAGGCUGAGGAGUUCCACUCCACCGUUCAUAUCUUACUGGAGUGGCUUGCAGAGGCCGAGCAGAGCCUUCGCUUCCACGGUGCCUUGCCUGAUGAUGAAGAAGCCCUCCGCGCUCUCAUUGAACAGCACAAGGAGUUGAUAAAGAAGCUGGAGGAGAAGCGACUGGCACUGAAUAAAGCCACAAGCAUGGGAGAGGCGAUCCUGUCCAUCUGCCACCCAGACUCCAUCACCACCAUCAAACACUGGAACACCAUCAUCAAAGCACGCUUUGAGGAGGUGACAGCCUGGGUACGUCAGCACCAGCAGAGACUCUCCAGUGCUCUGGCUGAACUGCUGGCCACACAAGAACUGCUGGAAAACCUGCUGAACUGGCUCCAGUGGGCUGAAACCACACUCGGCGAGAAAGACAAGGAACCUCUUCCUCAAGAGUUAGAGGAAGUCAAAUCACUCAUCGCUGAGCACCAGACAUUCAUGGAAGAGAUGACCAGAAAUCAACCAGACGUGGAUAAAAUCACCAAAACUCAUAAAAGAAAAGCCACAGCAGAUCCUCCGGUUCAGUCUCAAAUCCCUGUUCCAGAGAGAGGACGAACAGCCAGAAAGAGAUCCCCUACACAAUCCAUGUACACCGCAGCAUCACAGGCACAAAUCGAGACGAAGAACCCCCGAGUGAACCUGCUGGUCAGUAAGUGGCAGCAGGUGUGGCUUCUGGCGCUGGACAGGAGGAGGAAGCUCAACGAUGCUCUGGACAGACUAGAGGAGCUGAAAGAGUUUGCCAACUUUGACUUUGACGUAUGGAGGAAACGCUACAUGCGCUGGAUGAACCACAAGAAAUCACGCGUCAUGGAUUUCUUCCGCCGUAUCGAUAAAGACCAGGAUGGAAAAGUCACAAGGCAGGAAUUCAUCGAUGGCAUCCUGUCCUCAAAGUUCCCCACCAGUCGUCUGGAGAUGAGCGCUGUGGCAGACAUCUUUGAUCGUGACGGCGAUGGAUACAUCGACUACUAUGAGUUUGUGGCUGCUCUACAUCCAAACAAAGAAGCUUACAAACCAUUAACCGAUGCAGACAAAAUUGAAGAUGAGGUUACUCGCCAAGUUGCAAAGUGCAAAUGUCCGAAACGGUUCCAAGUAGAGCAGAUUGGUGCCAACAAAUAUCGGUUCUACCUUGGAAAUCAGUUUGGAGAUUCCCAGCAGCUGCGGCUGGUGCGGAUCCUGCGCAGUACAGUGAUGGUGCGGGUGGGUGGAGGUUGGAUGGCCCUGGAUGAGUUCCUGGUGAAAAAUGACCCGUGCAGAGUUCACCACCACGGGAGUAAAAUGUUGCGCUCGGAAUCAAAUUCUUCAAUUACUCAGUCUCCUAUAGGUUGGCAACUCUCACACUUUCUCUCCUUGCUCCAUCCCAGUGCUAAAGGCAGAACCAACGUGGAGCUGCGCGAGAAGUUUAUUCUCCCAGAAGGCACCACCCAGGUGAUGGCCAGUUUCCGCUACAGAGGUCGAAGGUCACGGCCGUCCUCAAGAGGCACCUCCCCUAACAGAUCCAAUUCUAGUCACAGCUGUCCCACAGCACAACCCAACCCACCCGGAUCCAACACACCCAAGACUCCCCAACAUUUAACCCGCAAUUAUGACAAACCCUGGCUGACAAACAGCAAAUCAACUACCCCUCUUAAAUCAUCUGACUCCUUUGACAGCCAAGGGUCAUCCAAUGAGAGCACCCCUAUUCAGGGAAGCAAGCUUCGUCUUCCAGGCUAUCUGUCAGGAAAAGGCUUUCAGUCGGGAGAAGAUGGGACCUUGAUAAACGCUGCAGUCAUGAAGGCCAGAGGUCAAUCCAUGGGGUUGGGUAAGAUCCCAAGCAGACCCGGCAGCAAAGCAGGAAGCCGAGGGAGCAGCCGCCGUGGCAGUGACGCCUCAGACUUCGAUAUUUCAGACAUCCAGUCAGUUUGCUCGGACAUGUCGGAGACCGUGACAGACUCAGGACGCCCAACCCCGCGCUCAGCCUCACGCCAACACGGAGGCAAACCCUCCAAAAUCCCAACUCCCCAGCGGAGGAGCACCCCUACUAGCAAACUGGCCAAGACUACCAAGAGAUAGUCAACAGUGUCCAGUCCACAGAAGUGGCCAGGUUCUGGGCCUCCAUUCUGACAGCACUGGGUUGGAGCACACUAAACCGAGACUGGACAGACAUAGAUUUACACUAAAGACUGCAAAGUGUUAUUGAUUUUAAAAAGCGUAGCAAGAUGUAAAUUAUUCUGUUGUGAAAAAGGAAGUUAAUGUGGAGUGUAUGUGUGUGAGCGUGUGUGGAAUGCAAUGGCUUUGUGCAUUUGUCCUGUACUUUUUGUGACAUUUGUGUAAUUAAUAUUUUGUUUAUUGCUGGGAAAGGUGAGCGAACACAAGAAGACUGUUGUUAGGUAAACUAACACUUUUCCACAUGUUUGUGUUGAGGGAGAAGCUGAAUGUACAGUCAUUUCCUCCAGCGGACAUGCUUGUUGGCGAUGAUAUGCCCUUGUAUUCUGCCAGGACACCACAAUUAUUUAUUCAUCUAUUUAAAGUGCAAUGACAAGCUGCUCUUAUGCAUUUAAAGGGUAAUACGAUACCACUGCUACACUACAACUGUAACCCCUGCUAUCAUACACUACAGUUAAUCCUGAUCAUGGCCUUUAAACUUGCAUAUAAAACAACCGUCUGUAGCACCCGCUGUAAUGUUUGUUUCGAUCAAAUCACAGAUUGUGUGCCAGCUUACUGUGACUAGAACUUUCUGACUAAAUACAUUCAUAAGUGCAAUCAUGCCUGUGUACUCUAUGGUUCCUUUUUGCCUGAUUGAUGCAAAUUACUCAACUUUUUGUAAUAAAUAUGCUUGCAGAAAGCUCAACAAUAUAUACAAA
Molecule: messenger RNA, 23213 nt
Organism: Carassius gibelio (silver crucian carp)
Lineage: Eukaryota; Metazoa; Chordata; Actinopteri; Cypriniformes; Cyprinidae
Product: dystonin
Exons: 103
Coding region: 265-22422 (7385 amino acids)
Biological process (GO): wound healing; hemidesmosome assembly; cytoplasmic microtubule organization
Cellular component (GO): cytoskeleton; intermediate filament; cytoplasm
Molecular function (GO): calcium ion binding; structural molecule activity; microtubule binding
Source: RefSeq, a predicted model, not a curated record